AUGGGUUGCGCUUCAUCUGAUUCUGCUUCUGCAAAUAAUCCUAGAAAAUUAGAACAAUAAAAAGAGUUUACAGGAGAAAAGAUAUCAUCAGAGAUCUUUGUAGACUUAAAGGAUGGUAACAUCUAUGAAGAGUAUGAGGUCAGGUCAACUUUAGGAGAAGGAGCUUUUGGGUGUGUAAAAUUAGUAGCUCAUCGUAAAACUAGUAUUAAUUGAUAUAAACUAAUUAGAAAUGCCAUAUGCUAUGAAAUAAAUAAAGAAAUAAGGAUUAAUUAAGGAGGAUUAAAAGAUCUUAUUUAGUGAGAUGGACAUAUUGAGGUUAAUUGACCAUCCUAAUAUUGUUAAGUUACAUAAACUAUUUUAAGACAAUAUCUAUUAUUAUAUGAUUACUGAGCUUUGUUAGGGUGGAGAACUAUUUGAUAAACUUGCUUCUGAAAAGAACUUUACUGAAAAAAAGGCAGCUGAAAUAAUGAAAUAAGUAUUAUCGGCAGUGACGUAUUGUCAUGAAAGAAAAAUUAUUCAUAGAGAUCUUAAAUUAGAGAACAUAUUAUUAGAAACUAAAAGUGCCAAUUCAAAUAUUAAAGUAAUAGAUUUUGGUACUUCUCGUAAAGUAUAAGAAGACGAAAAAUUAAAAUUAAAAAUUGGGACUGUAUUUCUUAUCUUAAAUUUAAGUUAUACUACAUGGCACCUGAAGUAUUCCAAGGUUAAUAUGAUCUUAAAGUGGAUGUUUGGAGUGUUGGUGUGAUUCUAUAUAUUCUUUUAUGUGGUUAUCCACCUUUUAAUGGUGAUGAUACAACAAUUAAAAGGAAAAUUUAAAAAGGUACUUUUGAAUUUAAUGGUAAUAAAAUCAUUAAUAUUUAGAUACUGAAUGGAGAUCUAUUUCAUAGGAAGCAAAAGAUUUAAUAACAAAAAUGCUUAAAUUUGAUCCUUAAUAAAGAAUCACAGCUUAAUAAGCUUUGUAAGAUCCAUGGAUUUAAUCAAAAGCUCCAAAUACUCCAGUACAAGCUAAUGCACUUAAUAAUUUAAAAGAUUUUUAUGUAUCAAUAUUUAAGAUUAAUUCUAGAGUACAUCUAAAUUAAAAAAUGCUAUUUAAUUAUUUAUUGUUACUCAAGUUACUACUUAUUAAGAAAAAGAAGAAUAGUUAAAAUAAUUUAAAGCUAUGGAUAUUGAUGGAAAUGGAACUAUUAGUCCUGAUGAAUUAAAGAAACAUUAUUCUAAACUUUAUGGAUAAGAAUAAGCUGAGAAAUUAGUUUAAGAGAUUAUGAAAUAAGUUGAUAUUAAUUAAUCAGGAUAAAUUGAUUUUAAUGGUAUUUUUAUUAUUUUUUAAAUAUUAUUAGAAUUUUUAGUAGCUGCAGUUAAUAAAGAAAAAAUACUUUCCUAAGAGAAAUUAAAACAAGUGUUCUAAAUGUUUGAUAAAGUAAAAUACAUAAUAAUUUUAGAAUGGGGAUGGUAAAAUUCAAAGAGCUGAACUUUAAUAUAUUAUGUCUGGUAUUAAGAUUGAUGAUGGUUAAUGGAAGAAUAUUUUAGAAGAAUGUGAUAAAGAUAAUGAUGGAGAGAUUUCUUUAGAUGAAUUAAUAAAUCUGAUGCAAAAAUUAAAGUGA
This is a messenger RNA of Paramecium primaurelia, 1598 nucleotides long. The record is from the annotation of a GenBank genome assembly. NCBI's taxonomy places the organism in Eukaryota, Ciliophora, Oligohymenophorea, Peniculida, Parameciidae.